Manis pentadactyla (Chinese pangolin) is the source of this 1992-nucleotide messenger RNA. It is a transcript of the gene TMEM254, whose product is annotated as transmembrane protein 254. NCBI's taxonomy places the organism in Eukaryota, Metazoa, Chordata, Mammalia, Pholidota, Manidae. The record is from RefSeq and is a predicted model, not a curated record. The transcript has 4 exons. The coding region runs from base 70 to 459 and encodes 129 amino acids.
CCCAGGGUUUCCUUGUGUAGGGACGGGACGGCUCCCCACCCUUUCGACUCAGUGUCUAGUCCUCCCAAGAUGGCGGUGGCGAAGUCCGAGGCGGGCAGGGCCGCUACCGCAUACUUCCGUACAGCCAGACCUUGUCUCUCGCUGAUCACCGUCCUGGGGCUCGGGUAUUUCGGGUGGAUUGUCUUCUGGCCGCAGAGUAUCCCGUAUCAGAGCCUAGGGCCCCUGGGCUUCUUCACUCAGUACUUGGUGGACCAUCAUUACACCCUCCUGUACAUUUGGUAUUGGCUUGCCUGCGUGAUUCACAUGGGAGAGGCCUUUUAUGCCAUGGUAUUGUGCAAGUCUAAAGGCAUCACAGAUGGUUGGGCUCAACUACUCUGGAUCCUACAGACUUUGUUGUUUGGGAUAGCAUCUCUCUCCAUCUUGAUGGCUUACAAACCGAAACGCCAAAAACAUACUUAAAAGAAGAUAUCCAAAAGAUUUCUCUAUACUUUGACAUUCAACUUCAUCUUUUUGGGGGGAUGUUGUAUUUAGAGAGUUAAGACCCUUUCAUUAUUCAUAUUCUUUGACACACUUGAGUUUGUGUAGGUAAACUGUCUUCAGACUGAAGUCUGAGCUUGAGUAGAUAACAGGCAAAGACUUUUGCUUUCCAGUUCUGCAGAGUAACCUUUUGGCAGAGGGCUUCCAGCUGCCUCAGGGUCCUUGGCUGUGUUGUCGCUCUCCCUGUCAUCUGCUUUACCCGCUCAGUGUGCUUGUCGGUGCACCUCUGCUUCCACCUUCUGACUAACACUUCUCACCCUUACCACCAGCUUAGCUGUCCUUUCCCCCAACUUUUCCACCAUUCUGGACAAAGACAGAGUGACAUUUUCACAGCACAUCUAUUCCACACAUUUAUUAGGCAUCUGUGAGUCACGAUCUUAUCUUCUCAAAUUUCCGUUUCUCACACUAUGGAGAAAAGUAAAUGCCUUGAGCGGGGCAGGCUGAGCCGUUACACAGGAGCACAAAGAACACACUUGAGAACCCAGAGGAGAGGGCUGGGGAAUACCUUCCCUGAUCCUGCCAGCCAGGAGUGGUUCUUCCCUCCAUGUGGCCCCUGGGACACAGUGCUCUCUAGUGUGCGGGGGCUGAUGGCCACUGCUAGAUUGCUCCUUCAAGUCAGGACCACAUCUUAGAUAGCUUUCUUUUUUCUUUAGUUCCUGGCCUAUUACCUUACACAUGGGUUCUAUCAGUGUUAAUUAAACAAAGGAGGGGAACUCUUGAUUUCUCUUUCUACUUGUUCAGUAUUUCAAUUUUUACAUGAAAACUGGAGAAUCCAUUCAGUGCAUCCUCUUCUUAGGACUGCCAUGCCUGGGAGUGCUGCCUUUCUGGUGGGAGCCUGUAUCCUUUUCACACUCUACUAUUCUUGGUCACUUUCUCCAGACUCUGGAGAUAUCUCCCUCUAGCUCUGGCUUACUCAAAGAUUCCUGUUCUGGAGGAUUUAAUUGGCCAGUUACUACCUCUCCCAUUCACUUGGUUAAACCUUACGAAUACUGGCUGGUUGGGGCAAGGGGUUCAUUGAGUCUGUCCCCUGACCUGGGUAGAAUGACUUGUCACCAUUCAGGCUUUUUUCCUGGAGGACUGCCUGCUUGUUCUGUAAGGCUUAGACCUUAAUUUCCUUCCAUGAGUAGGUGUGUUAUUUUAAGUAAACAUUUAGGAGAAACAGCCCACUCCCCAAAAAGAGGCCCCGAAUAGAAGCAGCACAACCCUGAAAGAUUAUAGACUAUGAAUUGAUUCUGAAGGCUAAUGAUUUCUACAAAUCUGUCUUUCCCUUUGUUAUUCUUGCAAGUAAGGGGUUGGUACGGAAAUAGAUUUUUCAUGUACUUAAACAUAUUGAAAUCCAGCCCAAUUUUUUAAAAGCAUGGCCCUCUUCAAAGAGAAGUAAUGACAAUAAUAUUAAGGGGGACAGGAACAAUAUGUCGGAUUAUUGAAUAAAAUGAUAUGAAUUAUCUAAUCGAA